CCUUGCCGGCUCACAAGUUGCGGGCGAGGCGAACCGAGUCGCGGGUUCAGUCGGUACACGAGCGUGAUACGGAAUGAACGUGUGGUGCGUUUUGCGCGGACGUUGACUUUGCGGUUUAUAUUUUUCUUGCGCUUACACAGCCAGAAUUUGGAACCGCUCCGGAAUAUUAUCGGCGAACAAAAAGUUUUAUUUAUUAUAUUAUGAUACCGUUCGCGUAAAGUUUUGACCGGCAUUUGUGAUUUUCCGUAUAGACGCAAAAAGUGAGGAAGACUUUUCGAAACAAAGAACAGUUUUGUACAUUUUCGCACUGUCUGCGAAACUGUGUUCAAAAAUUUAUUCGGCUGGCCCAAUCGUGGAGCAAACAAUAAAAAAACAUUGCCCUCGGCCAACUAGUUCGGACUCAGUCUGUGGUCAUCGAACGAAAAACAAAAACGCAACGAUAUUCUUGAAUUAUUUUCAUUGCCCGUUUACAGACAGUUUACAAAAAUUCUCGUCGAAAUUAUCGUGAACAUUUUAAUAUUUGCAAAUUGAAGUGGAAUACUUGACCUAACCCGUGCUGAGUGAGUAAUCAAGAAAGAAACGCAAAUCAAUUACCAAAAUCUGGAUCGGAAUUAGUGCCCUUUGGUGAACAAUGUCUACUGCUAUAAUGCCUCCGUCUGCGCUGUUCGAAUAUGGUGAUCUGUUCUUGAAGAACCAAACCCGGCCAGUACAGACGAUGACGGGCACGAUGACGGGCAACCUCGGCCCCGCGGGCGCCACCAACAUCGGCGGCGGCUGGGAGCAGCACCCGGUGCUGGCGCGCGCCGCCUCCGUGCCCGCGCAGCUCGCCGGCCUCCUCAACAGCCUCGGCCACCGCCGCCUCGAGCGCACCGCCAGCGACCCCGCGCCCCCGCCGCCCGCCACCAGCAGAUACAAGACCGAGCUCUGCCGGCCCUUCGAGGAGGCCGGCGUCUGCAAGUACGGCGACAAGUGCCAGUUCGCCCACGGCGUGCGCGAGCUCCGCAACCUGCAGCGCCACCCCAAGUACAAGACCGAGCUGUGCCGCACCUUCCACUCCGUCGGCUUCUGUCCGUACGGGCCGCGGUGUCACUUCGUGCACAACGCGGAGGAGGCGCGGCGCCGCGACCCGCCGUCCCCGGGCGGCUCGGUGGCGUCGCUGUCGUCGGGCGGGUCGCAGGCGUCCUCGUACGGCAGCGACGGGUCCCGCUCCCCGCGCUCGCCGCACUCGCCGCACUCGCCGCAAUCGCCGCACUCGCCGCUGACGCCGCAGUCGCCGCUGCUGCCGCACUCGCCGCCCUCCAUCUCCCCGCCGGCUCACGCCCCCGCCUUCCCCUUCCGCCGCGUGCACUCGCCCGACCCCGAGGAGGAGCGGCUGCCUGUCUUCAACCGCCUCUCCUCUGCGUUCGGCGACCUCGUCAUCGCCUAACCCCCGUCGACUAGUCUCUAAGCGAACGAAUCCAGCGUAGCUUCUAAGGUCGUCCGUCACCCUAGUGCCUUCUCGUCGUCUUCCAGAUCGCGCUCCUCGGCGCGCGUCGCGUCCGCGCCCGCUCAACGAAUGAUCUCCGGGAUACCGAUGCUCUCCUCUGACGCACUUGACGUAGUAUUUCAUAUUUGUAAUAUAGUUCCGUACUCUCGCGUCUCGAAAGUUUGCUGGUUUAAAGUUUUUAGUCGUCGGCACGCACUUGUAAAUGGCACCUUAUAUUAUUUAGAUAUUUAUUGCCUGGCUCGUGGAAGUCCUCCCGAUGCGAUUCUCCGCCGAGCGAUGGUCUCUGUAAAGUUAGCUCGUAGAACGUUUAUUUAUUUUGUCCCGCCCGAACGCGCUCGGCAACGUACCGCGAGAGGGCGCUCGUGAUCUAUUUUUAAGAAUUUAAGGUAAUAAUUUAUUAUUUAUUUCGAGUCUCUUUAAAUAUAAUUUUUAUAUAGAUGGUAAACUGCGAUGCCGCACUGCACGCGGACUGCGCACGCGUCGACGAGACGGAAUCCGCUCGGAUCGGCCGGACACCACUCCGAUCGGAACACCUACGAGGCCGAUCGAAACUCGGGAGAUAGACGACGAACUUUCGUGCCCACCGCUGCCAAAUCGAUAUCAAGUCGAGCGGCUCCGCCGAUUCCACCUUGGCGAACAUAAUUUACGCUGCAAAAUGUGAUAGGUAUCGAGCGGCGCUUAUCGGAGCGGGUCGACCCCGCUAGCCGUAUCAAUCAUCCGAAGCUCAUUUAAAAAUUACUAUCGGUCUGAUCCUGCGGCGCGCCGCCCCGCGGCCGCGUCUGCGAGGAUUUUUCCUUUUUGCGUCGAGCGAGCGAGCCCAAACCAGUUUGGAGCUUUCGGUGAUCGUUUUUUCCAUCCUCGCUCGAGUUCGAUACGGCCCUCUCGCUCGACGCCGCACACAAAAAACACUGAGCUCCCGAGCCCGUCUAUCUCCCGAGUUUCCUCAGAUAAUAUAUUUUGUAUUAUAUAACUUAUACUGAAAUUAGCGUAGGACCACGAUACGGGGGUGCGGCGCGGCACUCUACCGGGGCUUCCAGUCGCGCCUCCCCCCCGCUACCCUCACAUGAGUGCCUUUUACUAUGUAAACAAAUCGGAUAUAUUUAAUUUUUAGUUGAUCGAGAUAGAAUGUUUUUUUUAUUUAUUGUCUAUUCCGAAUAUCGUAUUCGAAUCGGCGCAGUUACUACUUUUGUACUUUGACAGAACUAAGCGAUUAGUUUCGAGGUAGAAUAGAUUUUUUUUUGAAUUGAAAGUGUGAUAUUUUGUAAUAUUUAUACGAGAAAGUUUAACGUUUUAAUUAAGGGACCAAUUAAAUGAUUAGGAGAAAUUCUGAUAGAAAGAGUGGGAUACGCUUUGAUAAUAUAUUACCACGAUACUGUAUUAUUCCCGUGUUGUAGUACACAGAUGUAUUUUUGUAUAUUGAUCCAUGUGUCAAGCAAUAAAAAUUCAUUGCUAAACCGUUUCUUAUUUAGUGUAAGAGAGCUAGCUAGAGGUGGUAGUGUACUCUAUAUUAUUUAUUUUCAGUUUUUCUCCGUCUCGGUCGUAGCAUGGUGACCACAGAAUAUUAAUAAUUUUGUACCUAAUUUUAAGUAUUUAGUGGUAAGCGUUUUUCAUAAAUUUCGCGAAUAUUAUUUAUUAUCAGUUCAUUACGAAUUAUAAACCAUUUAAGCUGAUUUAUUUAAUUUUUUAUUUAAACGGACAUAAAAUCCUACAAUUUAUUGUAACUUAAUGUUAGAUUAUAUAUCACCAGUCAUUUAAUAUAACGGACAUUAGUUUAGUUACUCUAGUACCUAUGUCAGUUGUAAUUAAGUAUUUAAUUUUUAUUUUUAAUUUAAUUCCAAUCGUAAGUUAACAUUUCAAAAGAAAUUGACUAUUGUAUUUUCUUACGUACAAAAAAAUUAAGCCUAAAGCUUGUUUAUGACAUUUUCUUGUAAGUUUUCCUUAUUUCCAUCUGCAUUUCUAUUGAAUUAUAGUCAAAAUAUGUUAAUUU
Aricia agestis (brown argus) is the source of this 3473-nucleotide messenger RNA. RefSeq names its product protein TIS11 (gene Tis11). Gene Ontology annotation, molecular function: metal ion binding; mRNA binding. The transcript has 2 exons. NCBI's taxonomy places the organism in Eukaryota, Metazoa, Arthropoda, Insecta, Lepidoptera, Lycaenidae. Bases 632 to 1426 code for a protein of 264 amino acids. The record is from RefSeq and is a predicted model, not a curated record.